This is a messenger RNA of Coccinella septempunctata (seven-spotted ladybird), 1117 nucleotides long. Its product is annotated as leucine-rich melanocyte differentiation-associated protein-like. Bases 207 to 1046 code for a protein of 279 amino acids. The transcript is spliced from 5 exons. Gene Ontology annotation, biological process: melanocyte differentiation. The record is from RefSeq and is a predicted model, not a curated record. Lineage: Eukaryota; Metazoa; Arthropoda; Insecta; Coleoptera; Coccinellidae.
AUGCAUUUCGUGCAAGUUCUCGUAGUGUAAAAUAUGUACGCGGGAGAUAAAAUACAAAAUGUACCGUACAAAAACACAGAUAACUCGCAAAGGUGACAGUCAAGAACUUGUGAAUUACGACGAUUAAAAAUAUCCACCGUGGCAUAAAGAACUGUUAUCGUAUGUUAAUUAGCAUUUCGCUGCAGAACUCGUUAUUAUUCGAUUAAAUGUUGAAUAAUAAAAAUAACUUGGAAGCAGAGUUCUACAGUCUCACUAUAUCGGUGGAAAGAAAACAUCAAGUCAAGUCUUUCGGUGUGGAUAAGCCUGUGUCAAAGUUUUAUACAUCGUUCGUUUAUCACCUGGGCUAUUCGAUGGAGAAAAACAUGAAGGAUGGCGUGAAAUACGAAAAGUUGUGUUACAGCGGACAAAGAUGCCAAAAGAUACCAGAAGCACUGAUCAAAAUGUACGGUACGAAGACACAGAGUUUGGACUUGAGCUACAACGAACUUAUUACGCUGAGGGGACUGGAAGGGUUCCCGCUAUUGAAGGAAUUGAUAUUGGACAAUAACGAACUCUCCGAUACCCUGGUCCUUCCAUAUCUCCCGCAUCUCAAUCUCUUAUCGCUCAAUAAAAAUAAGAUUUUCGACAUAGAAACCCUAAUAACGAAAAUACAACACAAUCUUCCCAGCUUGAAUUAUCUGAGCCUUCUCGGUAACAAAGCUUGUCCUAACGAAUUGGCGGACGCUGAAAACGACGAAGAAGACUAUCAAAGAUACAGGUAUUUCGUGCUGUAUCACCUACCAAACCUGAAAUUCUUGGAUUCCACCAAAGUGAGGGAAUUCGAAAGGGCGGAAGCGAAAAGAAGAGGAAAAUUCAUGAGAGUCAUCCGUCCAGUAGCAACCCCUGAAGACGACGAAACAGACACCCAAUGGGACAAUAGAUUCACCCCCCUUCCUAAAAAUCUACGAAGCCUAGACGACCAAAGGGGAUCCAUAAGGAAAUGUAAGAAAGUUUACCAAGGCAAGCAUUCCGAAGGCAACAGGUUCAUAUCCAACAAUGAUUUAUGAUCGGUCCUAGAUCUCACAAACUAUUUUCUAUUCUUUGUUAUCGGUUCUCGUCGAAUGAAACGUUUCACGUG